CCUACAUUUCCCAGAAGGCGGCGGCGGCCCCGUUCCACCGCCCCCUCCGACACCGCCCCGAGCCCUGCCCGCUGGGGCCGUUGCGGCGGCGAGUGAGCGCAGCGCUAUGGCGGAGGGGCUGCGGUUUGACGGCCGGGUGGUGCUGGUCACCGGCGCCGGAGGAGGUUUGGGCAGAGCUUAUGCACUUGCUUUUGCUGAAAGAGGAGCUUCAGUGAUUGUGAAUGAUCUUGGAGGUGACUUCAAGGGAUAUGGCAAGAGCUCCUCAGCUGCUGACAAAGUUGUCAAUGAAAUCAGAGCAAAAGGAGGGAAAGCAGUACCCAAUUAUGAUUCAGUGGAAGAUGGUGAAAAGCUUGUGAAGUCAGCACUUGAGGCUUUUGGGAGGAUAGAUAUUGUUAUAAACAAUGCUGGGAUUCUAAGAGACCGUUCCUUUGUUCGGAUAAGUGAUGAAGAUUGGGAUAUAAUUCAUAGAAUUCAUUUGAGGGGAUCAUUCCUUGUCACCCGAGCUGCAUGGAAUCAUAUGAAAAAUCAGAAGUUUGGCAGGAUAAUUAUGACUUCCUCAGCUGCUGGAAUUUAUGGAAACUUUGGUCAGGCCAACUACAGUGCUGCAAAACUUGGCCUUUUGGGUCUUUCAAACACAAUUGCAAUUGAAGGCCGGAAGUACAACAUCCACUGCAACACCAUUGCUCCUACUGCUGGAUCCAGACUGACCCAGACUGUCAUGCCACAAGAUCUGAUCGAUGCUUUCAAACCAGAGUAUGUUGCUCCAUUAGUUCUUUGGCUUUGCCAUGAGAGCUGUAUGGAGAAUGGCAGUCUGUUUGAGGUGGGAGCUGGAUGGAUUGGAAAAUUGCGCUGGGAGCGAUCCUUGGGUGCUAUUGUCAGAGGAAAGGAUCAGCCAAUGACUCCUGAAGCAGUGAGAGAUAAGUGGGAGAAAGUCUGUGACUUUGAUAAUGCCAGCAAACCCAGAAGUAUCCAAGAGUCCAUAAGUGUAUUGAAUGAUGCUCUAAGUCAGAUAGAGUCUCAAGGGAGCAUAUCUAUGAAUUCCACAAGCUCUGGAUCAGUGGUCUCUUCAUCUGUUGAUACAACCAACAUUGUUGGCCGGGAAUUGACUACCAAGGUGUAUACAUACACUCACUUAGAGCCUAUUCUAUAUGCUCUUGGUGUGGGAAUGUCAACUAAGGAUCCAGAUCACCUGAAAUUUCUCUUUGAAGGAAGUGAAGAGUUCUGCUGCUUACCUAGCUUUGGAGUAAUUCCUGCUCAGACUUCAAUGUUUGAUGGUAUUCCUUCUCUUCCAGGACUAAAUAUUGAUCUUGCAAAGAUGCUGCAUGGUGAGCAAUAUCUGGAACUGUAUAAACCGUUACCAACCUCAGGACAACUAACUUCAGUUUCAACUAUUGCUGAUAUACUUGACAAAGGUUCGGGAGCAGUCUUGCUAAUAGAUGUGAAUACCUAUUGUGGAAAGGAUCUAGUGUGCUAUAACCAGUUCUCCUUGUUUUUUGUUGGAGCUGGAGGGUUUGGUGGAAAACGAACAUCAGAAAAGGCCAAGGUAACAGUGAAUCCACCCAAGAGACCCCCUGAUGCUGUACUUUCUGAUGUCACAACAGCUGAUCAGGCUGCCUUAUAUCGGCUUAGUGGGGAUUGGAAUCCCUUACAUGUUGAUCCAAGUUUUGCUGCGCUUGGAGGAUUUCAGAAGCCCAUACUUCAUGGACUAUGCACCUUUGGGUUUGCUGCUAGAAGUGUUUUGAAGCAGUUUGCAAAUAAUGAUGUGACCAGAUUCAAGGCGAUCAAGGUUCGCUUUGCAAAGCCGGUCAUUCCAGGGCAGACUUUACAAACAGAAAUGUGGAAGGAAGGAGAUAGAAUCCAUUUUCAGACCAAGGUCAAAGAGACUGGAGACAUUGCUAUUGCAGGGGGCUAUGUGGAUAUAACUUCAGCCAUCAAUAAGCCUUUUGCUCGGGAGCCUUUGAAGACUGCAGGGCUGCAGAGUGACCUUGUGUUUGAAGAAAUAGGCCGUCGCGUCAAAGAGAUUGGAAAUGAAUUGGUAAAGAAAGUAAAUGCCAUAUUCCAGUGGGACAUAACUAAAGAUGGAAAAACAGCAAUGCAAUGGACAAUUGAUUUGAAGAAUGGCUCUGGGUCUGUGUAUCAAGGACCUGCAAGAAGUUCUGCUGAUACUACCUUCACUCUCUCAGACCAGGAUUUUAUGGAUGUGGUGCAACAAAAGACCAACCCCCAAAAGGCAUUCUUUUCUGGUAAACUAAAAGUGAAGGGGAACAUCAUGCUGAGCCAGAAACUGGAAACAAUCCUGAAAGAUUAUGCCAAACUCUGAAUUGCUCUAUCUACCACAGUAGUGAAGAACUUCAGAAAACAGAAACUUCAAUUACUUCAGAAGCAAUGAUUAAAACACUUUGUAGACUACGUAACAUUAAUGUCCUGAUUCAUUAAACUGCUAAUAUACAAGCUGUUUUAAUUGCUGUAGACACAAUUAUGAAAUGACCGUAACCAUUAAUAGUGUUCAUUCUUUGUUUCUCAGCAUCAGUACAGAAUCAUACUUUUCUCAUUAUACGUCUUUAUCUGAAUAAAAGGUAUGUAGUUCUUACAAAAAUGCAUAUAUUUCUAUAUUAAUUCUAAUGAAAAUUAAAUGAAUAUACCUCUUUAA
This is a messenger RNA of Cygnus atratus (black swan), 2650 nucleotides long. It is a transcript of the gene HSD17B4, whose product is annotated as hydroxysteroid 17-beta dehydrogenase 4. The coding region runs from base 107 to 2320 and encodes 737 amino acids. The record is from RefSeq and is a predicted model, not a curated record. NCBI's taxonomy places the organism in Eukaryota, Metazoa, Chordata, Aves, Anseriformes, Anatidae. Gene Ontology annotation, molecular function: oxidoreductase activity. The transcript is spliced from 24 exons.